Messenger RNA from Aureobasidium subglaciale EXF-2481, 1193 nucleotides. RefSeq lists its product as uncharacterized. The transcript is spliced from 2 exons. The coding region runs from base 165 to 1028 and encodes 287 amino acids. NCBI's taxonomy places the organism in Eukaryota, Fungi, Ascomycota, Dothideomycetes, Dothideales, Saccotheciaceae. The record is from RefSeq and is a predicted model, not a curated record.
ACAAUGCCAACGAGCAGGCCAGAAACGAGCGUUCAACAUCUGCUGGUCCCAAUGGCUCCGUAGCCGACAAGGGUGUCAGCCUUGGUUCUUGGGGUUCCAACAGCGGAGUUUGGGGCUCUGCUAAGAACAGCCUUGGGGUUCAGGCUCCUGUCUGGGGCUAGAUCAUGAUCAUUCCAUGCAUCACAAACUUCCUCCCCUCGGACGAGGUAUCUUGGAGUUUGUUUCGUCUUUUGUUUUUCGUCAUCUCUCAAUUUGCAUGGGUCACAUUUUUUCACGUACGGCAACUAACCAUCAAGAACUGGGCAAGAGGGUGUCUUUGUGGGUUCAUCGGAAACAGCUUAUACCCCCGUUCGUGCAUCACGUUAUGGGAUUCGGUCCUUUUCAUCGAAUCAGGAUACUGGGACAAAGGACUCUAUCCUUUCAGUGAAGGCCAUUCACUGUGUAGGAAAGGUCUCUGUUUGGCUAUUUUGUGUUUGGAGUUUCUUUCUCGUUUGUCAUGUCGGACGUGGGCUGCCAUUGCUAGAGGCAAUGUGCUGGGAGGUCAGAGGGUCUAUGUCGACAUGUUUGUCAAUUGUCUUUUUUCCUUAGGUUUUAGGUGGGCUGGGGGAUCGGGUUGGAGUCUUCAUUCGCUACAACGGGAUUGGUCGUAUGUCAUGGAUAACUUGAAAGGGCGCAUAGAACAGCGCAGGCAGAAAUCUUCGUCUUCUCGAAAUGUAUCAAAAAGCAUGUUUUGUUGGGUCCUGAUGGUCAGGCCGAUCGUUGUCUGUGAACUGUGGAGGGCUUGCUGUUCCCCGGAGCGCAAUAGUGUCCAAAUGGUUGGUGGUGGACAAAACGCAACGGAGAAAGGAAGGAGCUUCCGCCAAGGCUUGAGAUUGGAGCCGUGCGCAGCCCUGGCGUGGGACGAACAGCUGGUGUCAACUGAGAUGGAGAGGGUUCAGGUAGCUUUCGACAGCACAACCACAUCUUCUUCGCACUCCAACCGCCGUCGUAACUGGAAAUUCACGAUCUGUAGAACUCGAAGGCACUAGAAUCAUCUUCGCGACCUUACACCUGUCCUUCAUCCGUCGUCACACGUCGCCAUUAUGACCAUCACACGACUCUGCUAUGCACACCAUGUCCUAACGUAAAUGUGCUCGACAGUCCUCUCCUCGCCCUGCUUCGCCCGUCAACGCCGCUGCUUCGACCGGUUCGAC